AUGGAUGUCUUUUGGACGCUCCCGCCUGUCUCCAGGACCAUCACAGCAUUGGCUGUCGGUGUAUCCGCCUUGGGGUACAGCGGCCUCAUCGAUCUUUCUAAUUAUGUGUUUGUGAGCCAAUGGGUCUUUACCAUGAAAAUGGUACCCCAGCUCUGGCGUGUCGUCACGGGGUUUCUUAUCACGAAACCCAAGUUUGGCAUCCUCUUGGACCCGUACUUCCUGUACCAGUACGGCAGUGGCCUCGAACGCGAGUCCUCCCGCUUCUCGCAGCCGGGAGACUUCUUCGUAUACACGGCGUUUCUCGCCAGCAUCAUAGUUACCACCUCGGAUUAUCUGCUCGCCCAGCCUAUACUUCUAGCUGAAGCGAUUCCUGGAACCGAGGGAGAGUACCCUUGCACAUUAUGCCGUUCCGUCAUUCGCAAAAUCCAAAAGGGACGCGUGUGGUGUGUGAGCAUGGUGGGAAUGCUACUUGAGAAAGCUUUGCGAAUGCUCUCCAUUUCGUUAGGCGGUGAACUCUACGCUAACAUUGCUCGUGUCAAGGCAACAGCAGGUGCUGCAUUCGGCUCCUACACCUUCCUCCCCGCGCUCUCACUCGCCUACGCAUAUACCUACGCGCAAGAAAACCCCACCCGUAAAGUCUCCUUCUUCGUCGUCACUUUCGAUUGCAAGUUCCUUCCGUACGCCAUGCUCGCCAUGUCGUUCGUCAUGGAUGGUCCCGGGACCGCCCUCGUGCAAAUUUGCGGUCUACUCGCUGCACACAUGUACGAUUUCUUGACGAGGAUCUGGCCUACAUUUGGCGGAGGCAAGAAUUACAUCUUCACCCCACAGAUUGUGCGGAGCUGGUUUGGUGCGACGCCCGGUAGCGUGCAGAACCGAGGAUACGGACAUGCGGUUCAGGGACGUGGAGCAGCGCCGAGCACUGGAGCAAGCACGAGCGUGAGGAACGCGUGGGGUAGCAUGGGACCCGGUCGCCGACUAGGCGGAUAG
Molecule: messenger RNA, 987 nt
Organism: Plenodomus lingam JN3
Lineage: Eukaryota; Fungi; Ascomycota; Dothideomycetes; Pleosporales; Leptosphaeriaceae
Source: RefSeq, a predicted model, not a curated record